AUGCCUUCAGAGAAAACUCUACCUCAAAUUUUUAAAUAUGUUGAUGAAAAUGUUGAGUCUUAUAAAAAUUUAUUGAAAGAGGCCGUAGCGAUUCCGUCGGUAUCCUGCGAUGCGAAAUACCGAGAUGAUUGUGUUCGAAUGGUACAAUGGACGAAGGAUAAGUUAAAAGAAGUUGGAGCUACCACAGAACUUCGUGAUGUUGGUUUCCAAAAUAUUGAUGGAAAGGAAAUUAAAUUGCCGCCCGUACUUGUAGGCACUUUAGGAAAUGAUCCUAAGAAGAAUACAAUUUGUAUCUAUGGGCAUCUGGAUGUUCAGCCUGCUCUCAAAUCUGAUGGUUGGGAAUCUGAGCCAUUUGAACUAGUUGAACGGAAUGGAAAACUAUAUGGACGUGGAUCGACUGAUGACAAGGGUCCUGUUUUGGGGUGGCUACAUGCCAUUAACGCUUACAAGGGUGUUGGAGAAGAGUUGCCCGUGAACUUGAAAUUUAUUUUUGAAUGCAUGGAAGAGUCCGGAUCGGAAGGUUUGGAUGAAUUACUCAUGGAUAAAUUGAAGCCGGAGGGUUUCUUUGAUUCCGUCGACUAUGUGUGCAUAUCCGACAACUACUGGUUGGGCACAACUAAACCUUGUAUUACAUAUGGUCUUAGAGGCAUCAGCUAUUAUUUCUUAGAAGUUGAAUGUGCAAAAAUGGAUUUACACAGUGGGGUUUAUGGUGGAACGGUUCAUGAAGCAAUGUCGGAUUUAAUUUAUUUAAUGAACACCUUGGUUGAUAAGGAUGGAAAGAUCUUGAUAACAGAUGUUUACAAGUCGGUGGCGCCCUUGACUGAGAAUGAGAAGAAAUUAUAUGAUACCAUUGAUUUUGAUCCCGAAGCUUACAGAAAAUCAAUUGAAGCUCACAAACUCGCACACAACGGUGUUAAGGAACAGCUCCUGAUGCACAGAUGGAGAUACCCCAGCUUGUCUCUUCACGGCAUCGAAGGUGCCGCUUUCCAACCGGGCGCGAAGACAGUUAUCCCGGGAAAGGUUAUCGGAAAGUUCUCGAUGCGUCUCGUUCCUGACCAAGAGCCGGCGGAAAUUGAGAAAUUGGUGUUUGACUUCGUUCAUAAGAAGUGGGCCGAACGCGGUUCUCCAAACAAGAUGCGCAUUUGGGCCCAAAGUGGACGCGCAUGGACAGAAAAUCCUGAUCAUCCCCACUACCAGGCCGCUGCACGUGCCACCAAGCUCAUCUAUCAGACCGACCCAGACAUGUCUCGCGAGGGCGGUUCCAUUCCGGUGACAAUAACUCUUCAGGAGGCGAGCAACAAGAACGUCUUAUUGCUGCCCAUGGGCGCUGGGGACGACAUGGCGCAUUCGCAAAAUGAGAAGCUUAACGUCCGCAAUUACAUCGAGGGGAUUAAACUAUUCGCCACAUAUCUGAUGGAGGUUGGCAAAUUGGCAAAGUAA
This is a messenger RNA of Leptosia nina, 1440 nucleotides long. The record is from the annotation of a GenBank genome assembly. NCBI's taxonomy places the organism in Eukaryota, Metazoa, Arthropoda, Insecta, Lepidoptera, Pieridae.